GGGAGGGAAAGGGGGAAAAAUGGCAGCCUCCUUGUGGCUGAUCCACCACUGCAGAGGGACGAUCAACCGCUUGCUGGGCAGGAAUUUAAUGCGAGCGCCCCUCGGUUCCUUAACCCAGGCGAUGGGUUGCAAAUUCCUACAUACGACCCCGGAAACCUUGGGUAUCGCUGCUAUUAAAAUCACUAUGCCUGCUUUAUCACCUACAAUGGAAGAAGGAAAUAUAGUGAAAUGGCUGAAAACAGAAGGAGAAACAGUGAAUGUUGGAGAUGCCCUAUGUGAAAUUGAAACAGAUAAAGCAGUGGUUACAAUGGAAUCAAGUGAAGAUGGCAUAUUAGCUAAAAUAAUGAAGGAAGAGGGAAGUAAAAAUGUGCGCUUGGGUACACUAAUUGGUUUGCUAGUAGAAGAAGGACAAGACUGGAAGCAAGUUGAUAUACCAAGUGAUGUACCCUCUGAGCCUGUGACAUCAUCAGCAUCAACAGCCUCUUCCCCAAGUCUCCCAUUAGCUCAUAAAAUAGAAGAGCACCAAGGAAAAGGAGAGUUUCGCUUAAGCCCUGCUGCCCGUAAUAUUUUGGAGACACACGGACUUGAUGCAAGUCGUUGCACACCCUCGGGACCUCGAGGAAUUUUCACAAAAGAGGAUGCCCUCAAGCUUUUAGAGCAGAAGCAGAAGCCUGUGGAAGCAAAACCCAUUGUUUCUUCACUUCCUCUACACAAAGUUGGAAUGCCUUUGUCUGCACCAUCAGCAAGCGUGCCCAUUAGUGCUUCACGUCCUCCAGUUACCCCUGUCUCUGUUCCUGGCCGGCCAGCUUCCAUGAGCCCGUUCACUGAAAUCCCUGCUAGCGACACAAGAAGAGUUAUUGCUAAGAAACUAACAGAAUCAAAGACCAUGGUACCUCAUGCAUAUGCAUCAGCUGAUUGUGACCUUGGUGCUAUACUAAAUCUAAGGCAAGAGCUGGCAAAAGAUGAUGUUAAAGUAUCUAUAAAUGACUUUAUUAUCAAGGCAACUGCAGUGACCCUGAAACAAAUGCCAGAUGUGAACGUGACCUGGAAUGGAGAAGGCCCCCAGCAGCUGCAAUCAAUAGAUAUUUCUAUAGUUACGGCAACAGACCAAGGUUUUAUUACACCUAUCAUAAAGGAUGCUGCAUCCAAGGGAAUUCAGGAAAUUGCUGCUUCUGCAGAGGCUUUAGCAAAGAAAGCAAGAGAAGGGAAGUUACUUCCAGAAGAAUACCAAGGAGGAUCUUUGAGCAUCUCAGAUCUUGGAAUGUUCGGUAUCAACAGUUUCAUUGGUCUCGUAAUGCCUCCUCAAGCCUGCAUCUUAGCAGUGGGAGGAUCUCGGACAGAACUCACUGUUGUGGAGGAUGAAGAUGGGAAUGAGAAGGUUCAACAACACCAGCUCCUAACGAUAACUCUGUCAAGGGAUGGUCGAGUGAUAGAUGAUGAACUAGCUUCUAAAUUUUUAGACACACUCAAGGCAAACUUGGAGAAUCCAGUGCGUCUUGCUCUGUGUUAAAAGAUAAAGAUUUCAUCCUGUGUUUGACAAAAUAUUGAAACUGAAUUCCAAAAGAAGAUAAAAGACAACUAGGCACAGAAGCUAGGAAAAUAUGUAUAGUGUGACAUGGACAACUUAAACUGCUUAUUUAUUUAAAUAAACUUUAAAAGAUGUUUAAUGAUUUCUAUCUCUUGGCUUUUAUAUGUUGAAGUACUAUUGUGCAUGUAACAUCUACAAAAUUGGUUCAGAGUAGUUUUAGAGUAUAUUCUAAUAUAAAUGGGUAUUGCCUGUGUAUCAUGUAGAACUCUUGGGUAAGACUGAAUAGUACUAAAAGAAAAGAAGACCAUCUUUCCUUCAAGCUAAACUUUUAUCUAGGCUGAAUACAAACCGUCUUUUAAGUCAUACCAAACUGAGAUGGCAAAAUGUAAUUGAUCUGAGUCAAGUGUGUUACUGUUUAAUUUUAAAAAAGCAGUUAGAAUAGGAUUCAGCUAUAAGAGUCUGAGAAUUCUGUAUGAAGAAUUAUCUGCAUACAAAAAAUACAGUGACUAAUAGUGAUAAAUAGUUAUGAGAAGAAAAUGCAGGGUGCCAAAAUUCAAUUACCUAACAAUAUUAAUCAUUAGACUUAAAGUACAUUCUAUAUUCUAUUCCUGUUAAACAUGUUUUCUACCUACAGUUCUUGGCAAUAUGUAUUGUGAGUUUUGAAAACAAUGGUUUCAGAAUAAAAUCUGAACUUAAAUAUU
Ahaetulla prasina is the source of this 2229-nucleotide messenger RNA. It is a transcript of the gene PDHX, whose product is annotated as pyruvate dehydrogenase complex component X. The record is from RefSeq and is a predicted model, not a curated record. Gene Ontology annotation, cellular component: mitochondrion; pyruvate dehydrogenase complex. NCBI's taxonomy places the organism in Eukaryota, Metazoa, Chordata, Lepidosauria, Squamata, Colubridae. Gene Ontology annotation, biological process: pyruvate decarboxylation to acetyl-CoA. Gene Ontology annotation, molecular function: acyltransferase activity. Bases 20 to 1510 code for a protein of 496 amino acids. The transcript is spliced from 11 exons.